AUUAGAUCCACAUCGUGUCAUCAUUCCUUCCACGGAUUUUACCUAGACAUUAGCAGUCGGGGUGUAUUUUGUGUGUAGAUGUUGAACUUGGAAUUGCAUUCGGAAUAUCCUUUGUCGUUUUUUCCUGUGGACAGAAUAUAUCAUGUUGAACUUAAAUGAUUGCACAGUGGAGAGACCAGAGAAUAAAAUUAUGUAGGAGUCACGCAAGCAAAAUACUGUACAUUUGUAGAUACAUGUACAUGAAUUUAGAAAUUCCAUGUAAAGUUCUUUGUUGAACAUUGUAAAAUCCUUGUCCAGCUAUAGAUUGUUGAAAUUGCCGCAUGUAUGUGCUAUAAAUUCCAAAACAGAAAAUAUAUAUUCAUCUCUCUGUAACUUAUGAAUAUGAAAAAUACCAGUACAAUUCUUGCCUUGAAUUGAGCUUGUGGAGAUUGUAGUUCCUCAUAUAAAAAUUCAAGAUUUAAAAAGUUUACACAUUCAGGCAUUGGAUAUAUUUAGGGCAACUUAAUGUAGAAACUGGACCAUGUAUUUUGAGCACAUCCAUUGGUCACCAUAGAUAGUUACCAACACUGGAUUGUAAGUUAGGCCCCAAGAUGUCUACCCCUCCUGAUGCCACCUCUUUAUGGAUCCAAGAUGGCGGUAGCGCGUGAACCCAGUCCUCCCAUCGACAUGCCACACUCCAUUCAGUCGUACCAAGGCUCGUCAGCCGACGGCGGCGACAAUGAGUCUGUUAUGAGUGACCUGUCGUGGGAUGGCACACCCGACGAGAAUAUUUUGAGCGGGUCAAGCCGUACUGCGACCUCGCUCGCCAUUGACGAAGAAGACGAAGGGGAGCCUGAUUUAAGUAGGUUCCUGGAUGACCCCGAUGGUGACCACACCCUAAUCAUGGAAGAUGACGUCUACCACCAGCUGGCUGAGAUGGAGGAGAAGCUCAAGAUGGCAGGAGAGUUUGGUAAUGCCCUCCUGGAGGAGAACCAGGAGCUCCGGAUGCUCAAUCAUCAAGCCAAGCAGGAGACAAGUGCAAAGAUUGAGGCCCUGGAGCAGGAGAGGCACGAGCUCCGCAUGAAGCUGGAGACGGCCCACACCGAGAAGGAGAACAUGUCCUAUGACCUCCGCAUGGAGGUGGAGUCUCUACGGAAGGAGGUCGCCCAUCGGAGCGAGGCCCUCAAGGUUGCCAAUAGCAACAAGCAGGGCAUCAUCGGAGAGCUGAUGGAGCAGACCGAUCAGAACAUGAAACUAGCCAAUCAGCUUCAUGAGACGACACGCGAACGAGAUAACAUCCAUGAUCGUCUGGGGAUCGUCGAGAGGCAGAAUGAAAGUAUGUCCCUCUUCCAUCUUGAUUCGAGCCUUGGGAAGUCUGAGCAACUGAAAAGUGAGGUUGGAGCUUUGAAGGAUGAAAACAACAGGCUGGGGGAGAGGUUUGUUGUCGUGUCCAGUGAGAACAUGACCAUGAUGUCAAAGGUCGAGGAGGCCAAGGAGAGGAACAUGAUGCUGGAGAAACAGGUCCUGGAGCUGGAACAGAGAUUGCAAUUCAGAGAGGCGGAGCUUAGAGACCUGAGCCGUCUGCAUGAGGAGACCAUGCAGGAGCUUGGAGCAGCUCGUUCCCGUGCCAACACACACUGCAGCAGCUCCCUCUACGAUGAGCUAGAGACAGCCGAGCUCACAGGCUAUGAGAGCUCGGAAGAAGACCUGGAGGUCGAUGACAGGGCUGACGUGAUGAUGUCCAAGUUCCUUGGUAGUCGUGCCAGUUCUUUGACUAGAGAGUUGAGCCUCGCAGAGGAGUUGGCCCAGUCACUAGGGGCGUUGGAAUCCUCCGGGAGGGGUCAUUCCCCGGGGAAUCAGGAGAUGAGCUUAGCGGAAGAGAUGAACGCAAUAGACGUUGACCAGACUCCUCGGGACGAGAAGACCUUGCAAGAGUUUGUAGAAAGAGUUGAUAGGGAUAGUCUGACCGAAGGAUUUGUCAAACAAAGUGGACGUUGUCAGGAUGAUGGGUCGGAGCAUCAGAGCAAAAGCUUAGCUGAUGAGCUGGCAGAAACUGUUGUUGAUGGUAGACGGCAUCCAGGGGCUUCAGUGGUCCUGGGACACCUCGACAAGAAGGGGCAAACACUUUAGCCAAUGUUGUAGCACAGAGUGGAAA
This is a messenger RNA of Strongylocentrotus purpuratus (purple sea urchin), 2134 nucleotides long. Its product is annotated as BICD family-like cargo adapter 1. NCBI's taxonomy places the organism in Eukaryota, Metazoa, Echinodermata, Echinoidea, Camarodonta, Strongylocentrotidae. Gene Ontology annotation, biological process: vesicle transport along microtubule; Golgi to secretory granule transport. The transcript has 7 exons. The record is from RefSeq and is a predicted model, not a curated record. Bases 607 to 2109 code for a protein of 500 amino acids.